Molecule: messenger RNA, 1476 nt
Organism: Pseudozyma flocculosa PF-1
Lineage: Eukaryota; Fungi; Basidiomycota; Ustilaginomycetes; Ustilaginales; Ustilaginaceae
Exons: 1
Coding region: 1-1476 (491 amino acids)
Biological process (GO): ribosomal large subunit biogenesis
Cellular component (GO): preribosome, large subunit precursor
Molecular function (GO): zinc ion binding; nucleic acid binding
Source: RefSeq, a predicted model, not a curated record
AUGGCCACCAUCGUCGGAGCUUCUUCCGGCUCUCCGCCGCCCGAGCCGAUGCAAUACGACGAUGAGACGCCGCUCUUUACAUGUCUCUCGUGCAGCAUCGCCUUCCCCAACCCCGAGGAUCAGCGCACCCACUACCGAUCCGACCUUCACCGAUACAACAUGAAGCGACGUGUCGCAAAUUUGCCGCCAGUCAAGGCCGACGUGUUCAACGCCAAGAUUCUCGAGCGCCGCGCCCAGCAGUCGGCCGAGGAAAGCCAGGCCAGCGCUGCCCACGACCGAUGCGUCGCCUGCAACAAGGUCUUCCUUUCGCAAAACGCGUACAAGGAUCACCUCAACUCGCGCAAGCACAAGGACAACGAGGCCAGGCUCGUCAAGGCGCCCACCAUGGCCGCGCCAGCCGAUGACCAGAAGAGCAAGGGCGGGGACGUGCCGCUUGUUUUCACGGUACCGAACCCGGCGCAGGUGGACGCGGUGAACGCGAGUCUGCCGAACACCGUCGUGGCCGCCGAAGAGUCGGCCGAAGCCAAGGCUGAGAGGAAGAAGAACCUCAGACAGACGCUGAUGGUCGACGAGAACGCGACGGAGGAGGAGAUCCAGGCCGCAGUUGACGCCAAGGUGGCGUCGUCUAGGCGGAUCGAUCCCGCCAAGGAGUGCAUCUUCUGCUCCGCGUCCGGCUUCGCCUCGCUGACUGAGUCUCUGGCGCACAUGUCAAAGGCGCACGGCUUUUUCAUCCCAGACUCCGAGUACCUUGUCGACCUGCCCGGCAUGAUGUCGUACCUCGCCGACAAGGUCUCGGUGGGCAACAUCUGCCUCUAUUGCAACGGCAAGGGCCGCGGCUUCCACGAGAUGUCGGCGGUCCGCAAGCACAUGAUCGACAAGUGCCACUGCAAGAUUGCCUAUGAGCUUGAAGUCGACCAACUCGAGUUCUCAGACUUCUACGACUUCACCAGCAGCUACCCCGUCGACGCCGAGGAGGACGAGGAGUGGGAGGAUGCGGAUGGCGACGAAGACAUGGAAGAUGUUGUCGAAGACGAUGGCGGCGACGAGGUUGUCGAUCUCACGGCGCCCCGCGGCACUGAUCGCAACCAAGGCGUGCGGUACGGAGACUCGGAGAACGAGCUGAUCCUCCCAUCGGGGGCGAGGAUCGGCCACCGCAGUCUGCGUCGAUACUACGAACAGAACCUUUCGGCGAGGCCGUCGCUCUACGAUCACGAGGACUCGCAGCGGUUCGGCGGCGGCAGCGCGCUCGCGAGACGGCUCAUUCAGGACAGCGGCAUGGGUCACCACAAGCGCGACGGCACCCUUGUCAAGGAUCGCGGAGGACAGGUGGUCAAGGCUCGAAACCGUGGCGAGGCCAAGGAAGCCAAGCGACACAUCCGCGAGUUCCGCGACGUUGCGAGAAAGGAGGCCUACAAGACUCGCGUCGCCUUCACCAACAACAACCAGAAGCACUUCCGCGAUCCGCUGCUCCAGUAA